AUGAGAUAUGAUCCUGGUAGAGUGACGUGUGAUGUAUUCCUCAUCGCAGGUUUGUGCGCCAACAGACAGCCUCUGUUCUUGUCCCCAAUCCCGACAACCCUAGCUGCGGAAGGGGACGACGUCACACUCACUUGCCUGGUCUACAACCUCGGACCUCACAAGGUAUCCUGGUACCGAGCCGAGUCCGGGGAAAUGCUAGUUUUCGAGACUCGGGUGCUGAGCCCCGACGAGCGAGUCCGCGCCGAGCACACGAGGCCCAACUCGUGGCUGCUGCGCAUCGCCCAAGUACGGACGUCCGACGCUGGCUUGUACGCGUGCGUCGUGGACUCCACACCGAGGCUGUCGCAGCUCGGGGCACUCGAAGUACGGCCGCUACGGGGUGACGAAAGAUCCUCGCGCCUCCCACCGUCCAAUUCGGGGUCACGGACGAGCUCGGCGAUUCUCCGAAAGCCUCACCGAGACCUGAGGCAGUGGAAGAAGAGGAAACAUCGUUUCGUUCAGGAGCCCAGCGAAAAUAAAGGAAAGCGACGCCCUAGACAGGCAGUGACUGUUCACAAGGACGAGCCCUACUUUGCGGAGCCCAUUCCAAGUUUGACGGUGGCCGCAGGUCGCAAUGCGGCUUUGAAGUGCGUCGUUGAGAACCUAGGAAACUACACGGUGGCGUGGCUGAACGUGGACAAGCAGACGUUGCUGGCACUGCACACUCACGUGAUCGUACAGAACGACAGGAUCCGCGUGAGUCACGGCAGCCUGCGAAGCUGGCAGCUCGAGAUUCGCGACGUCAAGCCCGAAGACACUGGCUAUUACAUGUGCCAGGUGAACACCCGACCGAUGAAGAAUCAGGUCGGCUACCUCAAUGUCGUCGUGGCUCCCUACUUCGUGGACGCCUUCACAGCACGCAACUUGACGGCCCGGGAGAACAGCAACGUGAGCUUUCGGUGCGAGGCCAGCGGAAAUCCCGAACCCAAGAUUACGUGGAGGAGGGAGGACGGACAGUCCUUUCGCCUUGGAGACCAAAAAGUGUCCGUGUACCGUGGCCCGGAACUUCACUUCCCCAGGGUAUCCCGGUCCCAGAUGGGGGCGUACCUCUGCUUAGCCUCCAACGGUGUUCCACCUUCCAUCAGCCGGCGCAUUUUUCUAGAGGUCACGUUCACUCCGAUGAUCUGGGUGCCGAACCAAGUGGUUGGCGCGGCUCUGGGAAGCAGCGUGGCGCUCGAGUGCCACACGGAAGCCCACCCUGCGUCGGAGAACUUCUGGUUCCGCAGUUCGCGCCGACUCGACGGGGACCUCUCGGCCAACGGGCUCAAGCACAAGAAGCCCAAAAGGCACGAGGCGUCAACCACAAAGACGGGACUCAAGGUGUAUAUGAAGCUGUCUAUGUGGAAUCUGCGCAAGGAAGACUACGGAACUUACCACUGCGUGGCGCAGAACGCCCUGGACAGAACAGAAGGAAAAAUACAGCUUCACGAAAUUGCAGCACCCUCUGGAAAAACAGAGCCGCCGCCUGAACUUCCAGUACCUGUGACAACGUCGGAGCGAAACCAAGGUGGCACCGACAAGCAAUCCAGGACGCCCAAGAGCGACGUUGUCCCGGGUCCCCGUCAGACAGAUAAGGGCCAGGGCCGAUGGGCCAUCCAGCAUUUUCAAGACGGCAGCCACGAAAAAAAGGAGUCUUCCAGAGGACGUGCCGGUGAGGACAUAGAGUUAUUAUAA
This is a messenger RNA of Ixodes scapularis (black-legged tick), 1713 nucleotides long. RefSeq names its product hemicentin-2. The record is from RefSeq and is a predicted model, not a curated record. Lineage: Eukaryota; Metazoa; Arthropoda; Arachnida; Ixodida; Ixodidae. Gene Ontology annotation, cellular component: neuron projection. The transcript is spliced from 14 exons. Bases 1 to 1713 code for a protein of 570 amino acids.